Molecule: messenger RNA, 2560 nt
Organism: Meriones unguiculatus (Mongolian gerbil)
Lineage: Eukaryota; Metazoa; Chordata; Mammalia; Rodentia; Muridae
Gene: Ano10
Product: anoctamin 10
Exons: 13
Coding region: 141-2120 (659 amino acids)
Biological process (GO): chloride transmembrane transport
Cellular component (GO): plasma membrane
Molecular function (GO): chloride channel activity
Source: RefSeq, a predicted model, not a curated record
GGUCGUCCCGCCCCCGGUCCGCCUGCGGGGCCCCGCCCCGGCCGCUCGUCCAGUCCGCCGCGCCCUAGCGCCGCGGGCCUGCUUCUCCGGCUCGGGCCGCCCCUGAGGACGUUGCCCGGGAGGCCGUAAGUUUGUCAAAGAUGAGAGUGACUUUAUCAACUUUGGAUACGAGCGAGAGCUCCUUCACACCUCUGGUGGUUAUAGAACUCGCCCCGGAUGUCAAAGAAGAAACCAAAGAAUGGCUCAAAAACAAAAUCAUCGCCAAGAAGAAAGAUGGAGGUGCCCAGCUCUUAUUUAGACCAUUGUUGAAUAAGUAUGAGAAAGAAACGCUGGGAAACCAGAAUCUAUACCUUGUUGGUGCCUCCACCAUCCGGCUGCUGCUGGGGGCGGAAGCCGUGGGGCUGGUGAAGGAGUGCGCGGACGCCGCCAUGCGGGCCUUCACCUACGGGACCCGCCACAACUUUAAAGGUUUCCAUGAUAAUAACGACGACUUCCUCACGAUGGCCGAGUGUCAGUUCAUUGUCAAACACGAGCUUGAGAACCUGAGAGCUCGCGACGAGAGGAUGAUCCCUGGCUACCCCCAGGCCAGACUGUACCCCGGGAAGUCUCUGCUGAGGCGAUUGCUCACAUCUGGCAUCGUGACGCAGGUGUUCCCACUGCAUGACCCUGAGGCCCUGAAGAAGCUUGAGGACGAGUGGUACACGCGGUUUGCUCUCAAGUACCAGCCCAUAGACAGCAUCCGUGGCUACUUCGGGGAGACCAUUGCGCUGUACUUCGGGUUCCUGGAGUACUUCACCUUCGCCCUGGUCCCCAUGGCGGUCAUCGGGCUGCCCUACUACCUGUUCGUGUGGGAGGACUACGACAAAUAUGUCAUCUUUGCCUCGUUCAACCUCAUCUGGUCCACAGUGAUCCUGGAGGUGUGGAAACGCGGCUGUGCCAGCAUGGCCUAUCGCUGGGGGACGCUGGUCAUGAAGAGGCAGUUUGAGGAGCCCCGGCCGGGUUUUCACGGGGUCCUGGGCGUCAACGCUGUCACCGGCAGGGAGGAGCCGCUGUACUCCAGCUACAGGCGGCAGCUGCGCAUCUACCUGGUGUCGCUGCCCUUCGUGUGCCUCUGCCUGUGCCUCUCGCUCCACGUCAUGAUGGUGUACUUUGACAUGGAGGCCUGGGCCUUGGGCGUCCACGAGCGCAGCGGGGCCGAGUGGACCGGCCUCCUGCUGUAUGUGCCCAGCAUAGUCUAUGCCGUCGUGAUUGAGGUCAUGAACCGCCUCUACCGAUACGCUGCCGAGUUCCUGACGUCGUGGGAGAACCACAGACUGGAAUCUGCCUACCAGAAUCACCUCGUCCUGAAAGUGUUGGUGUUCAACUUUCUGAAUUGUUUUGCCUCGCUCUUCUACAUUGCCUUUGUCCUGAGGGACAUGAAGCUUCUGCGCCAGAGCUUGGCCACGCUGCUCAUCACCUCCCAGGUCUUGAACCAGGUUGUGGAGUCUCUGCUCCCCUACUGGCUGCAGCGGAAGCACUGCGCGCAGCUCAAGAGGAAGGUGCGGGCCUUGAAGGCGGACGUUGACACAGCCCUGUACGAGCAAGUGCUCCUGGAGAAGGAAAUGGGAACUUACCUGGGAACCUUUGAUGACUACCUGGAGCUGUUCCUGCAGUUUGGCUAUGUGAGCCUGUUCUCCUGUGUGUACCCACUAGCAGCUGCCUUCGCUGUGUUAAACAACUUCACCGAAGUCAACUCAGAUGCCUUGAAAAUGUGCAGGGUCUUCAAACGGCCAUUUGCAGAGCCGUCGGCCAGUAUUGGUGUGUGGCAGCUGGCCUUCGAGACCAUGAGUGUUAUAUCUGUGGUCACCAACUGUGCCCUGAUCGGAAUGUCACCACAAGUGAAUGCACUCUUUCCAGAAUCCAAGACGGACCUCGUUUUGAUUGUGGUAGCGGUGGAGCAUGCACUCCUGGCUCUCAAGUUCAUACUUGCCUUUGCCAUCCCUGAUAAGCCACGGCACAUCCAGAUGAAACUGGCCAGACUGGAAUUCGAGUCUUUGGAGGCGCUCAAGCAGCAGCAAAUGAAGCUGGUGGCUGAAAGCCUGAAGGAGGAGUCCCAGGAAGACGGGAAGGAAGCUACCUGAGUGCUGGCUGCCCGGUCCCCAGCCUGUGAGAACAGCUGCGCAGGGAGGGGCAGCCGGCGUCCGGGCCAGAUGCUUGGCUGUGUGAAGUGGCCGAGACUCGGCAGGCAAACUUACCAGCUCUGUGGGGAAGAGCCAGGGACUGUUGGUAGCUCCCCGGUGCCCCUCAUCACCAGGUGCCCCUGGACCGGAACACCCUCCAGCUGCCUCUGCUGCCCUGAACUUCAACCCCAAGGCUUCACCAGCUUUUCACACGCCGUUCACAGUGGGUGCCCAUGAUGGGGGGUGGCUCAGGGUCUGUGCCCUCUAAACCCUUCGCAGGAGCCAUGCUAGGGCCGUGGGGUGGGAGCUCCCACACCCGAAUUCCCGGGUUGGGUUCUGUGUGGCCGUGUGUGGGCAGACACUGUGUAACUGAGCUAUUAAAGGCAGCCCCUCUGCUCUGA